AUGAAAUCAAAGACAUUUCAGCCUUCCAGAAAAUCCAAGGCAAAAGACACACAACCAGAUUCGGCAGAAAGCCUAUACAUUCGGGCCACCGAGGAGGAAGAGUUUGGCGACAGAUGGCUGGGUUCAGAUCUCGCCAAGGCUUUGAGAUUCUACCAGAGAGCAUAUUGUUUGUAUCUCGAAUCGCUGCGAUUGCAGACGGACUACCUGGACUCAAGAUACAAUGUGUCACGGCUCCUCUUUUUUGUGUAUGACCGAUACGUUAAAAAUGAAGCUGUCAUCCUUGACGAGCUGGAAAAUUGCUCAGAAGCAUUGACAGGCACAGCAAGCAGUGUGGUGAGACCGCUGCAAGAAAUCAUCCAGGUGUUCCAGGAGUCGAUCCAGAUCUCACAAACAGCCGAGGACUUUCCGUGGGAUUUAUAUUAUAACGCUGCGUUGUGCUAUCUCGAGUACAUGGAGGAGCUAGUGAACAAUGGGGAUAGUUUCAGUGAGCUCGUCUCCUGUGGCCAAGAGUGUCUGGAACUGCUCAGAAAAGUGCUUGAGCACCAAAUGAGAGAGCUUGCUGCACUUUCAAGUCCAGAGGAACCGCAAGUUAUUGCCAAAGAACACGAAUACGAAACACAGCAAGAGGCAAUAGUUCCACCAACUGUUCUUGAAACCUGCGUCACAGGAUACAAAAUUCUUGCGACAGUAUAUGAAGGGGCCAUUUCAGAGGACGAAAGAGGGCUAGUGGAGCGGAAGUUCGCAGAUGCCGCACUUAAACUCGACGAAUUGGCGUCUACUUUAGUCAACCAAUACUCUGCUCCGGUCCACGACUUCAUUCCGCCGUUGUCUGCUGAAGACCUUGAGCAGCUUCAUCUUACAAGACUAUACUAUGAGGCUGCAAAGGCCGAUACUUUUGACAAGUUACUCGAUCUCUGGCAAGGCUCGAAAUCGGUAGAGAAGCUUCUUUUGGAAAACGAGUCCUACAGAACAUUUCUGGCGAAAAAAGAUACCAUACCUGCUGCCACGCGCUGGCAUGUGCUAUCGUCUAUCAGCAACCGCUACAAGGAAGCCUUUGAGCUCCUAAAGCAGGAGUACGAUCAGUUAAAAAGAACUGCUACCAAUUCACAGCUAGGUAGUAAGAUCGCCCAGAUGUGCUCUAUUUUAAUCGAGAGAGCAGACGUGGAUCUCGAGCGAUCACAGACAGCCACGUUGGAGGAAAAGACGCGAAACAUCCUUGCUACAAAUGCUAACAAGCUGCUGAGGAAUGCCAUUACGUAUUCGCAGCAGUCAGGUGGCCUGAGAGAGAGCGUACUUGAGAAACUCGCUAGAAGAAAGAAAUUGAAGGAGGCAUCCACUCGGCUAUGCAUUUUGGAGGGCAAGACGUCGACCGAGGAGUUGGACAAAAUAGUAGGAAGGACAUUCUGGCCUCAGGAAUUGCACGAACUGAAGGAACUGGGAAUAUAUAAGGCUGAGCUGGGAUUGUCAUUAUAG
This is a messenger RNA of Ogataea parapolymorpha DL-1, 1473 nucleotides long. RefSeq lists its product as uncharacterized. The coding region runs from base 1 to 1473 and encodes 490 amino acids. Lineage: Eukaryota; Fungi; Ascomycota; Pichiomycetes; Pichiales; Pichiaceae. The record is from RefSeq and is a predicted model, not a curated record. The transcript has a single exon.